AACAUACAAUAAACGGAGACUUUCAAUAACGACCCCUAGUAAAAUGAAUAAACAAUAAUUAAUGAAGGCGAAAGUUGUAACGAAAUAUACAAAAUAAUCACUGAUAUGAUAGGGAAUAAUCCCCACAACCUUUUGUUUUAUUUGUUUUCCUUCCAUCACGGUGUUCAGUGCAGCGAUAUUUGAGUGUGUGUCAAACAUUGUCGACAAUUUUCGUGAUUUUUUCCAGUUCAUUUGUACCUGAGACACAAAUAUAGCAUUUAAACGAAAAUGAAACCUUUCGCGGUUGGCGGUGCUGGCGGUGGCAGCUUGGAAUGUAGUAAACUUAUUACGGAAAAUAUCAAUCGCUUAUUUGCCAAUCGUGAACCUUGGCAAGUUGCCACAAUAACAACCACAGCUGUACUCAGUUCGGUAUGGCUGUGGAGUUUUAUUAAUCAGGAUGAAAGCAUUUAUACCCGCGGCAAAAGGCAAUUCUUUCGUUAUUUGAAAAAAGUUCCUGCCGUUCGACGUAAAAUCGAAUCGGAAUUAUCAAAAGCCAAUCAAGAUUUUAAGGGUGAAAUAGCCAAGUUAACCGGAACCCUGGAGUAUUGUUUGCAAUUGCCCGAAAAUGGUUUGAGCAAAGAAGAAAUCUUAGAACUAAUGGAUGAGCAUUUAAAAUUGGGUCACUACGAUUGGCGUGAUGGCCGCGUCUCCGGGGCUGUCUAUGGUUACAAAGAAGAUUUGGCUGAACUUGUGACUCAGGUCUAUGGCAAAGCAUCCUAUACGAAUCCCCUGCAUCCGGAUAUUUUCCCCGGUGUAUGUAAAAUGGAAGCUGAAGUUGUGAAAAUGGCAUUGGCUCUAUUCCAGGGUGAUGAGAAAUGCUGUGGCACUAUGACCACUGGAGGCACGGAAUCCAUUGUGAUGGCCUGCAAGGCAUAUCGUGAUUACGCCCGUGAGCAUAAGGGUAUUACCCAACCUAAUAUGGUUGUACCUAAAACAAUCCAUGCUGCCUUUGAUAAGGCCGGACAAUAUUUCAAUAUUCAUGUAAAUUAUGUGGAUGUUGAUCCCAAGACCUUGGAAGUUGACAUGAAGGCCUUCAAGAAGGCCAUUAAUAAAAAUACAAUUAUGCUCGCUGGAUCAGCCCCCAAUUUUCCCUAUGGCACCAUGGAUGACAUUGAGGCCAUUGCCGAGUUGGGUUUGAAAUAUGACAUUCCAGUACAUGUUGAUGCUUGUCUGGGUAGUUUUGUGGUUGCCUUGGCCCGCACAGCUGGCUAUAGGGUUAAGCCAUUUAAUUUCUCCGUCAAAGGUGUUACCAGUAUCUCGGCGGACACACACAAAUACGGCUUUGCUCCCAAGGGCUCAUCAUUAGUAUUAUAUUCUGAUGUUAAAUACCUGAAUCAUCAAUACACCGUUACCACAGAUUGGCCCGGCGGUGUUUAUGGCUCACCCACCGUAAAUGGUUCCAGAGCUGGUGGUAUUAUUGCCGCCUGUUGGGCAACAAUGAUGAAUUUCGGUUUCAAUGGCUAUUUGGAGGCUACCAAACGUAUCUUGGAUACAUCACGUUAUGUGGAAACAGCUCUACGUAAAGUUGAUGGCAUUUUCAUUUUCGGCAAACCCGCUACCUCUGUUGUUGCCAUGGGCUCAAAUGUAUUUGAUAUCUUCCGUUUGUCGGAUGCUUUGUGCAAAAAGGGUUGGAAUUUAAAUACACUGCAAUUUCCUUCAGGUAUUCACAUCUGCAUUACCGAUAUGCAUACAGCACCUGGUGUUGCAGAUCGUUUCAUUGCCGACGUGCGCGAAGCUGUUGCCGAAAUUAUGAAAGAUCCCGGUCAGCCAGUUUCCGGCAAAAUGGCAUUAUAUGGUAUGGCCCAAGCUAUUCCCGAUCGUUCGAUUGUUGGCGAAGUUACACGUUGCUAUAUCAACAGCAUGUAUUCCAUUCCCUCAAAGAAAUGAUGGCGACAAAACAUUGUGACAUUGUGAUCAAUUAACAUAUGGUCAUUCAUAGGAAAAGCAAAGGAACACAAACAUAUAUUUUUUUAUAAAAGAAAAUUAUUAGUUUAUUUUCUGUUAUUUACUACUUAAAUGUAUUUAAGUGUUUAUUAUUUUUGUAUUUUGAGAAGAUUGUUAAAUAAAUAUACGAUAUAUUUUUCUAAAAUAUAA
Messenger RNA from Musca domestica (house fly), 2133 nucleotides. RefSeq names its product sphingosine-1-phosphate lyase (gene Sply). The coding region runs from base 268 to 1926 and encodes 552 amino acids. Gene Ontology annotation, biological process: carboxylic acid metabolic process; sphingolipid catabolic process. The record is from RefSeq and is a predicted model, not a curated record. Gene Ontology annotation, molecular function: sphinganine-1-phosphate aldolase activity; pyridoxal phosphate binding. The transcript has 8 exons. Gene Ontology annotation, cellular component: endoplasmic reticulum. NCBI's taxonomy places the organism in Eukaryota, Metazoa, Arthropoda, Insecta, Diptera, Muscidae.